Lodderomyces oxycetoniae is the source of this 810-nucleotide messenger RNA. RefSeq names its product 18S rRNA (guanine1575-N7)-methyltransferase (gene BUD23). Gene Ontology annotation, biological process: rRNA (guanine-N7)-methylation. NCBI's taxonomy places the organism in Eukaryota, Fungi, Ascomycota, Pichiomycetes, Serinales, Debaryomycetaceae. Bases 1 to 810 code for a protein of 269 amino acids. Gene Ontology annotation, molecular function: rRNA (guanine) methyltransferase activity. The transcript has a single exon. The record is from RefSeq and is a predicted model, not a curated record. Gene Ontology annotation, cellular component: nucleolus.
AUGUCGAGACCAGAGGAGUUAGCUCCGCCAGAGAUAUUUUACAAUGACACAGAAUCGUUCAAGUAUACGUCGUCGACACGUGUGCAGUAUAUUCAGGCCAAAAUGACACUACGUGCAUUAGAACUACUAAAUCUAGAAAGCAAAGAGCCACAUUUGAUUUUGGAUCUAGGGUGUGGGUCGGGACUUUCUGGUGAGAUAUUAACUGAAGAGGGUUAUAAUUGGAUAGGAAUGGACAUAUCACCAAGCAUGUUGGCGACUGCGCUUGAUCGUAAUGUUGACGGAGAUUUGUUUUUAGCAGAUUUGGGUAAUGGAAUACCAUUUAGAGCCGGUACUUUUGAUGCGGCAAUAUCGAUAUCUGCAAUUCAAUGGCUAUGUAAUGCCGAUACGUCCAACGCUGAUUCCAAAAAGCGACUUUUGCUAUUUUUCAACACUUUGUAUGCAUCUUUGAAAAGAGGGGGAAAAUUCGUUGCACAAUUCUACCCUAAAAAUGAUUUACAGACAGAGAGUAUAUUGAACGCAGCUAAGUUGGCAGGUUUCGGAGGUGGGUUGGUGAUAGAUGAUCCUGAGCUGAAGAGUAAAAAAAAGUUUUAUUUGGUACUAACUGCUGGAGUAACGGAGAGAAAUAUUAAUCUCCUGGGUGCUGAAAUGGAAUUGGUGGAAAACACUAAGAAGAAUAAUAAGAAGAAGAGGAAGUUGGCUGAGUCUAGAAAGGAGUAUAUUAAUAGGAAGAAGGAAACUAUGAGGAGAAGAGGUAGAAUUGUUGCAGAAGACUCAAAGUAUACCGGUCGUAAAAGAAAACAUAGAUUCUAA